Priapulus caudatus is the source of this 269-nucleotide messenger RNA. RefSeq names its product neuron navigator 3-like. Bases 3 to 269 code for a protein of 88 amino acids. NCBI's taxonomy places the organism in Eukaryota, Metazoa, Priapulida, Priapulimorpha, Priapulimorphida, Priapulidae. The transcript is spliced from 3 exons. Gene Ontology annotation, biological process: nervous system development; neurogenesis. The record is from RefSeq and is a predicted model, not a curated record.
AGAUGGGAGCAGCUCCCUUCGACAGGCCGCCGUACGAACGACCUUUCCCAUCGGAAUUCAUACCGAGGAGUCCGAAAAAGCGAGCCGUGGACAAACAAGCAGACAUUCUGAUUGGAUCCAUCUUCGUUAGCGGCAAGAGCAAGUGGGAACUGCUCGACAAUAUAGUGAGGAGGAUAUUCAAGGAGUACGUGCUGCGCGUGGAUCCCGUCUCUAGCCUGGGUCUGAGCGUGGACGCGGUGCACAGCUACAGCAUCGGCGACGUCGUGUGA